AUGUAUUUAAUGAAGAAUUCAGGAAUUGUAGCGCAGAAUCCAAAGUGCAACGAUGUGCUGUGUAUGUCAUGUGAGAACUACUUCUUCGCGCAACAGAUUCCUUUGCGUGUCUUCGCAAACAAGAGGUCCGUAAAUACGAGACAAACCGCUAGUCCUGACGACUCAUAUAUCAUCUCUAAUCUCAAAUUAUAG
Messenger RNA from Medioppia subpectinata, 192 nucleotides. NCBI's taxonomy places the organism in Eukaryota, Metazoa, Arthropoda, Arachnida, Sarcoptiformes, Oppiidae. The record is from the annotation of a GenBank genome assembly.